AUGUCUCCAGAAGAUAGCGAACAGACUUAUAUUGACGAUUUUACCCAGAGAAAUUACAGAAUAUGGAAGAAGAACACACCUUUUCUCUACGACUACCUUCUGACAAAUUCACUCUUGUGGCCGUCGCUAACAGUUCAGUUCUUUCCUGAUCGGACUGAUGGACAAAUAGAAAGCGGAACUUCUAAAACUUCAUCUGAAGAUUCUGAUAAUAUAUAUUUCCAAAGACUACUUCAUGGUACAUUUAGUUUGGGCCUGUCAGUGGAUAGUAUCCAGAUUCUCCAGGUUCCUGUUUUUGCUGACUUGAAUCGCAAUCUCCGUAUUGACCGACUUGAUUUCAAUCUGGAAAAGCAGGAAUUCGAAUUAGCUACUUCUGUCAACAAUAAAUUCAAGGUGCUUCAAAAGAUAAACCAUAUGGGAGAUGUUAACAAGGUGAGGUAUAUGCCCCAGAAACCAAACAUCAUCGCCAGCGCCAACAAUAUGGGCGACUUGGCGAUAUACGAAAGAACAAAACACAAAAGCUUCAAGAACUCGCUCAUAGACGAUACCGACCUAAAUAAGGUCCAGGUAUAUCUCAAGAACAGUAACUCCGCAGACGUAGAAGGUACCGAUAUCUUUGCUAUCGAUUGGAACAAACAAAAGGAAGGUACUAUUGUAUCAGCCAGUAUGAACGGCGAGAUAAAUCUAUAUGACAUUCGAAGCAAUUUUGUAAAGGAUAAGUCUGUUGUUAAUGAAUCCUGGUACUACCACAAUGAGAGCAGUACAGGUGUCAACGAUAUCGAAUGGCUCCCUCAACAUGACUCCCUAUUUAGUGCUGUAGAUGAUGCCGGUUUCAUUUCUUUGUUUGACACGAGAGAAGAAAGCAAACUAGUUCACCGUUACAGACUGUCUGAAGUUGGAGUUAACAGUAUCAGUGUCAACCCUGGAAUUUCUCAUUGCAUAGCUACUGGUGAUAGCAACGGUCUGAUCCACGUCUACGAUAUAAGAGGUAUUGGAAGCGAAAUGAACCCUAUCUACUCGAUUCAAGAACAAACUGAAUCUAUCACACAGCUUAAAUGGCAUCCACGGUACCAUAAUGUGUUGGGUUCGUCUUCCACAGAUCAUCUGGUAAAAUUGUUUGAUUUGGAAAACUCUAGUUCUCUUUUGUUUGCACAUGCUGGCCAUAUGUUAGGAGUAAACGACUUUGACUGGUCUCACCAUGAUGACUGGAUGGUAGCCAGUGUUUCUGAUGAUAACUCCUUGCAUGUAUGGAAACCAUCGCACACGAUCACAAGAAAGUAUAACAGUAGAUAA
Scheffersomyces stipitis CBS 6054 is the source of this 1290-nucleotide messenger RNA. RefSeq lists its product as uncharacterized. The record is from RefSeq and is a predicted model, not a curated record. NCBI's taxonomy places the organism in Eukaryota, Fungi, Ascomycota, Pichiomycetes, Serinales, Debaryomycetaceae. Gene Ontology annotation, cellular component: Rpd3L complex; nucleus; cytoplasm. The transcript has a single exon. Gene Ontology annotation, molecular function: histone binding. Bases 1 to 1290 code for a protein of 429 amino acids. Gene Ontology annotation, biological process: regulation of gene expression.